CAGAGGAAGGCAAAGAUCAGUUUCUUUUCCGUGUCAAACUCUUUCCCUAACGGCUUUGGCUAACUCAAUUGACCAAUAGACGACAACACAUCUCGUCGAAAAUUAACCUCGCACAUCUCGCCGCCGGCGCCGGCCAUUAAACGCCGCCGUAACGAGGCUACUUGCGCAAUUCACCGACUCCGCCACUUCAUUUGAGGAAAAAGGGAAAAAAUAAUGUAUUUCUUUCCUUUCUGUCUCCUACUCUCCAUUUUAGUCCUACUCCUUUCUCCUCUGUCGCUGGCCAUCUGAUGAAGGUCAAAUUGUCCAAGUGUGAAAACUGAAAUUAGAGAAAACCAAAAAAGACUCCUUCUUUCCUUCCUUUUUCUCAACCUUCUUCUUCCUUUCCCUGCUUUCUCCAACUCGACGGAUAUUACUCAAAGAUUCUUCUGUUCUUCUUCUUCUUCUUCAGCAGUUUCUGGGCUGAACCUGAGAGGAAAGGGGCAAAUUUUCGUACCCGAAUCCCAAAAUUUCCGCCUUUCGGAUUCUGAUUCUCGUUUCCAUAGCCCUCUCCCCUCUUCUGUUUCUACAUCGUGAAGCUUUGCUGCUUUGUUCAUGUCGAAUCUUACUGUAAUGGUGAUGCUGCUAUAGAGAUCCGAUGUCAUCAUCAAGUUUGGAAUUUGGCAGGUGAUGUGUUCAGUUGCUUAAGAUGUAUGAUUGUGGUUUAAAGACACAGUACCUGCCUGGCCAAAGAGACAAAUUUGUUAGACUGGAUGAUUUGGACUCAAGAGUAUCAUCCUCGCCCUCCGAGGCAGGGCUGAGAAGAUGUGGAUUUGGCAUUGAUGCGCUAAACUGUGCUGGUCAAGCACCUGAUACACCAUCCAGAUCUUUUAAGAAUGGAAUCAAAAGGGGAUCAGAAGGACUCAAAUCCAUUGGCCGUUCACUUAGAUUCGGAGUGUCUCGUGGUGUCUUCCCUGAGGAUCUUAAAUCAUCAGAGAAGAAGAUAUUCGAUCCUCAAGACAAGUUCCUCUUGUUGUGCAACAAGCUCUUUGUGGUAUCUUGCAUUUUGGCUGCAUUUGUAGACCCACUCUUCUUUUACCUCCCGGUUUUCAAUGAUGCGGGGUUCUGCCUUGGGAUUGAUCGGAAAUUAGCUCAUACAGUGUCAACACUAAGGACAAUUGUUGAUGCUUUCUACCUUGCUCGAAUGGCUCUCCAGUUCAGGACGGCUUACAUUGCACCUUCUUCUCGUGUGUUUGGUCGUGGUGAGCUGGUGAUCGAUCCCACACAGAUAGCUAAGCGAUACAUGCAACAUUACUUCUGGAUCGAUUUCCUCGCCAUCUUUCCCCUUCCACAGAUUGUGGUCUGGAAGUUUCUUCAGAGGUCCCGUGGCUCUGAUGUCCUAACAACGAAAAGAGCCAUCCUAGCCAUCAUUUUGCUCCAAUACAUUCCUAGAUUCCUCCGGUUCCUACCUUUAACAUCGGAACUCAAAAGAACAGCAGGUGUCUUUGCAGAAACUGCGUGGGCGGGUGCUGCUUGUUACCUGCUCCUAUACAUGCUUGCAAGUCAUGUAGUCGGUGCAUUGUGGUACUUGCUAGCGAUAGAGAGGAAAGACGCAUGCUGGCAGAAGUUCUGUACCCCAGAAGUAAAAUGCCAGACCAAUUUCUUGUACUGUGGGAACCAGUUCAUGACAGGGUUUGCUGAUUGGAUUCCCUUGAGGAACAACACUCUUGAGUCAAAUUGUGUGACGAAAGAAGAGGGACCAUUCGAUUAUGGGAUCUUCUUGAAUGCUUUGUCGUCCGGGGUUGCCUCCUCCAAGGAGUUCGUUGCUAAGUAUUGCUAUUGCUUGUGGUGGGGACUUCAGAAUCUUAGGUGGUCUACUUGUUUGUGUAGUACACUUGGUCAGGGGCUUCAAACCAGCACAUACCCUGGAGAGGUUAUCUUCUCCAUAGCACUUGCGAUAUUUGGACUCAUCCUCUUCGCACUUCUCAUUGGCAACAUGCAGACCUAUCUCCAGUCGCUUACGAUACGUUUGGAAGAGAUGAGGGUGAAAAGGCGCGACUCAGAACAAUGGAUGCGCCAUCGCUUGCUCCCAACCGAACUCAGAGAAAGGGUAAGGAGAUAUGACCAGUACAAAUGGUUGGCAACUCGUGGAGUUGAUGAAGAGAUUCUGGUUCAGAGCCUGCCUAAGGAUCUUAGAAGAGACAUCAAACGCCAUCUUUGUUUGGCAUUAGUCCGACGGGUUCCUCUGUUCGAUAACAUGGACGAGAGGCUGCUUGAUGCCAUAUGCGAGCGGCUGAAACCAUGUCUGUUCACUGAAUCGACGUACAUUGUCCGAGAAGGCGAUCCAGUCGACGAGAUGCUAUUCAUUAUCAGAGGACGCCUCGAGAGUGUAACUACAGAUGGUGGGAGGAGCGGCUUCUUCAACCGUGGAUUCCUCAAAGAAGGAGAUUUCUGUGGUGAGGAGCUCUUAACCUGGGCCCUCGAUCCCAAAUCAGGCGGCAACUUACCAACCUCAACCCGAACCGUGAGGGCCAUAACUGAAGUCGAGGCCUUUGCCCUGACAGCCGACGAAUUGAAGUUCGUAGCUAGUCAGUUCAGACGCCUCCAUAGUAGGCAGGUGCAACACACGUUCAGGUUCUACUCGCAGCAGUGGAGGACUUGGGCCGCGUGCUUCAUCCAGGCUGCCUGGCGACGGUACCUGAAGAGGAAGAACAUGGAGCAGCAGCGUCGGAAGGAGGAAGAGGAAGAAGCAGCGCAGAGCAUGAGUGGCAGCGGCGGAGGAGGCUCGUUCAGCAUAGGCGCCACAUUCUUGGCCUCGAGGUUCGCAGCAAAUGCUCUUCGUGGGGUCCAUCGGAACAGGAAUGCCAAGACGGCGAGAGAGUUGGUGACACUGCAGAAGCCUCCUGAGCCUGAUUUCACUGCUGAUGAUGCAGAUUGAUUCAUCGAUAUAAAAACCCGUAAAUUCGACUACUCCUAAGUCAUUAUCAUUAUUAUUCUAAUUGCUGUAAACUCUAUGCUUUUUCCAUCCCUAAGACACUUAUAUCAUUUUUGCAUGAAACCAGCUUGGUUUGUAAGGCUUGCUAAUGCUAUUUCCCACCCUUCCCUCACACCUUACCUAUAGUUCUUACUUUGUACGUGAAAGACAAAACAUCAUAGUAGCCCACCUUAAUUUUAGAAAUGAUUGUAUGAUUGUUACAAAGUUUGUUGACUCUAGAGUCUAGACUCACA
Molecule: messenger RNA, 3204 nt
Organism: Linum tenue
Lineage: Eukaryota; Viridiplantae; Streptophyta; Magnoliopsida; Malpighiales; Linaceae
Source: the annotation of a GenBank genome assembly